UGCUUCAUGAGGACAGGUGGAGGAGCUAGGAGGUCUGUGGAGGGUGCACAGGGACUUGUGGAAGCCAGUUCCCAUGCCUGAGCCCUGGGCUGUGCCGGUGACUUUAAUGAUGGGCCCCUCAGGACAGUCCAGAGAUGGAGAGGGAAGGUGGUCCUGAGAGGAAGAAAGAUGAAAGUGGUGGGAGCAAGGUUGGGGGUCAAAGAGGUGAGGAACACCAGGCUGGAGCCCCAGAAAAGCCUCGAUGGCCAAGAGGAGGCCCAGCCAGAGAGCUGCUGCAAGCCCAGGACCAGCACCCUCCUCACACCCAGCCCCAUCCCACCAGACUCCUCCAUCUCCCUGGCUCCCUGCCUUCCCAUGUGCACCUACCAUCCACCUCUCGGGUAGUCCUCAGGCCUGGCUUCCUAAGGUCAGGGUUGCACUCUCAUCUCCCUGUGGUGACCUCCACCCAAGCCCUGGUCCCACUGCUCACGCGGGCCUCACCAUCUCUCUCACCCCCAGCCUUGAGCCGGAAGGAGAGUUUCCUGCUCCUCUCCCUACACAACCGCCUGCGAAGCCGGGUCCACCCCACUGCGGCCAACAUGCAGAGAAUGGACUGGAGUGAGAGCCUGGCCCGACUGGCUCAGAACAGGGCAGCCCUCUGCGGGGCCCUGACACCAAGCCUGGAGUCUGCCCCACAUCACACCCAACAGGUGGGCUGGAAUGUGCAGCUCCUGCCAGUAGCCUCAGCAUCCUUUGUCGAAGUUGUCAGCCUGUGGUUUGCAGAGGGCCAGCAGUACAACCAUGCAGCAGCUGAGUGUGCCCACAAUGCCACCUGUACCCACUACACUCAGCUCGUGUGGGCCACCUCAAGGCAGCUGGGCUGUGGGCGGCAUCACUGCUCUGUGGGCCAGACAGAGAUGGAGGCCUUUGUGUGUGCCUACUUCCCAGGAGGCAACUGGGAGGUGAACGGGAAGACAAUUGUCCCCUAUAAGAAGGGAGCCUGGUGUUCACUCUGUACAGCCAGUGUCUCAGGCUGCUUCAAAGCCUGGGACCAUGCAGGUGGGCUCUGCGAGGUCCCCAGGAACCCGUGCCGCAUGAGCUGCCAGAACCACGGAUACCUCAACGUCAGCACCUGCCACUGCCACUGCCCCCCCAGCUACACUGGCCGAUACUGCCAAGUGCGGUGCAGUGUGCGCUGUGUGCAUGGUCGGUUCCGGGAAGAAGAGUGCUCCUGCAUCUGCGAUGUCGGCUUUGGGGGAGCCCAGUGCGCCACCAAGGUGCACUUUCCCUUCCAUUCCUGUGACUUGAGGAUCGAUGGGAACUGCUUCAUGGUAUCCUCGGAGGCAGACACCUACUACGGAGCCAAGAUGAAAUGCCAGGGAAAGGGCGGGGUGCUAGCCCAGAUCGAGAGUCAGAAAGUACAGGACAUCCUUGCCUUCUACCUGGGCCGCCUGGAGACCACCAACGAGGUGACCAACAGUGACUUUGAGACCAGGAACUUCUGGAUUGGGCUCACCUAUAAGACUGCUAAGGAUUCCUUCCGCUGGACCACUGGGGAGUACCAGUCCUUCACCAGUUUUGCCUUCGGACAGCCUGAUAAUCAGGGGUUUGGUAACUGUGUUGAGCUGCAGGCAUUGGCUGCCUUCAACUGGAAUGACCAACGCUGUAAAACCCGAAACCGUUACAUCUGCCAGUUUGCUCAAGAGCACAUUUCCCGGUGGGACCCUGGGCCCUGAGGUCUGGCAUCUCUCCUGCCAGCCCCUGGGUGCACCAGCCUUGCUUACCUGUCUGCCUGCCUGCCUGCCUGGAACAGGGGCCAGGCUACCACCACAUGCCCAACAGCCAAGGGAGUCUCAGACCAGUGCAGGGAGUAGGGCAGGAGGUGCAGUGAGGCCAAUAAGGGGAUAGGGUACCAGCGGAGCCUGGCAUGGGGGACAGAGCCUGGGGCCCCUCAGCCUUUUGAUAGGGAAGAUGGAGCUCAGUUGGGCCCCAAUGCAGAAGCCAGGACCCGCCAUCAGAAGAGGCCUGGGGCUUCUUUCCCAUUCAGAACACACUCCAUAAAGGAUUAAACUAAGUUGUGAGUCGGCCAGGUUUGUGAGUGCUUGUUCUGAAGGGGACUUCUGAGAAUCCAGCAUGAUUCUGGAAAGACGAUGGAGUGUCCUACGCUUGGCUGCCCAGGGCCUCCUACCCACUAAGUCCCUUCUCUGCUCACGCGCUGGACCCAGGCCAUCCUCCGGAAGUGAGGCAGGAAGCCACGCCUCUCUGCCUCAGUGAAGGGUCAUUUUUCCAGCAGCUCCCAGGGCAGGCUGGGUAGAGACCGCUUUGAACUCCUGUGCAAUCGUGUGUAUCCCUGGUGGAGUGCUUUCCGACAGCCAAGGGUGAGGGUGGAAUCAGAAUCUGGAGAGUCCCACCCCUUGUCCAGCUCUUUAGACAUUGUAGCUCACACCCUCAUGUGUCAGGCACCGUAACAGCCCCUGACAUCUAUUAAACCCUCACACGUUCUCACUGAGGGAGUACUAUCACUGCCCCCAUUUUACAGUUGAAGAAACGGAGGCAUAGAGAGGUUGAAUAACUUACCCAAGAUCACACAGCUGGGAAUCAACCCAGUCAGUGUGGCUAUAAUUUAAUCUUUCCAUUUUCUUUGGGCGGUUCAGCCUGUUUAAUGCGGGUGGGAGAAGCUCGUGCGCGCCAUGCCUUAGGGCGCGGGCACACGCGGGGACACAGCCUUUCCCAACGAUCUCAGCCACCUCGCACAGGAAGGGAGGCUCCAGACCACUGCUGAGAUUUGCCCAAGGUCGCCAGCAAGGGCCGAACUCGGGCCUCCCGAGCCGGCUUGUGGGUGGUGGAGGGCCGUGCUCUCCCGCCUUGUCCCGCCGGGUAGAUUCUGCAAUCCCGCCCCAAGUUCUUCUCCGGUACACGUGAGACGCCUCUCCGCAGAAGCAGCGUCCGGGUGCCCCCGGGGCCCUAUCCUUGCGCCCGAGUGGGCCCCCACGCGGAGUGACCACAUCCGGGUGCGCAAGCCCGGUGGG
Messenger RNA from Loxodonta africana (African savanna elephant), 3008 nucleotides. RefSeq names its product C-type lectin domain family 18 member A-like. NCBI's taxonomy places the organism in Eukaryota, Metazoa, Chordata, Mammalia, Proboscidea, Elephantidae. The transcript is spliced from 11 exons. Bases 135 to 1715 code for a protein of 526 amino acids. The record is from RefSeq and is a predicted model, not a curated record.